Exophiala aquamarina CBS 119918 is the source of this 1629-nucleotide messenger RNA. RefSeq lists its product as uncharacterized. The record is from RefSeq and is a predicted model, not a curated record. Bases 1 to 1629 code for a protein of 542 amino acids. The transcript is spliced from 3 exons. NCBI's taxonomy places the organism in Eukaryota, Fungi, Ascomycota, Eurotiomycetes, Chaetothyriales, Herpotrichiellaceae.
AUGGAGCUGUUGCGAGAGCAAUGCGGCGCUCAUCAACACUAUCCCAAACAGCUAGAUCUUGAUUCCAAGAACCUGAAUGACUACUUUGCACGGUUGCAAGCUCGCGUGAGCAGUCUAUUCUGUGAACCUGAAGAUGCCUUACUGGAGGUCUUAGAUCUGGAAGGGGGAGAGCGAGAAUUCAUACUCCGAGAUGCGGAGACAUUCUCAGAGAUUCAGCGGCUGUGCCCACUACCAUCCAAUGGAGCCACUGCUGAAUCUGAAGCUUCCUUAAGAUGUCGAUUUAUCUUCUUAUAUGGCGAGAAUUCACGGUCAAAGCUCUACGUCACCCAUGACCUGGUGUCAUAUAUCUUGACGUACCACCAAGUCCAGCCAUGGUUCCUUGAUUUUCUGUUCGCCUUUGGAAAACAAGAAGUGCCCCAGGAUUUCCGAUUUAGCUCUUUCCGACGCAUACAUCACAAUUCCAGCAAGUUGGCUAUACCAAAACUCGGCCGUUCAGGCCAAGACUACCAUAUGUGCUACAAUCUGAAAUCUGUCGAGCGGACAUCCACAAAUCCGCAUAUGCCAUGGUCACUUAGACAGACGGUGGUGUACCAUUCCUACGACACACUCAAGGGCCAAGCAUUUUGGAUUAUUCUCAAGGGCAACGACUCUCUGCGGGGCGAUCUGGAGCAAUCUGUGCAGAAAAGGCAAUCUCAAGGGCAGGACAGCUAUUCAACUAUGGGUCAGUCAUUUGCCGCAACCAUUCAAAUCCACCUCGAGAUCUGCGAUUGGUCAAUGCAAGGCUGGAGAUGGUAUAUCAACGAUCUCGAGUCCAAAUUGGAUCAACUCACGGAACACGGCGUCACUUUUGAUAUCUUUGGUGCUAAAGAUCCCCUACGUUCACUGGUACCUGGCUCUGGCGCUUGCCAGAAAUUGAACUACGACAAGUUCUUCCAAUUCAGUAACCUGCAAGAGGCUCAACAUGUGGAGGAGAAGGCAAGUAAAGCACUGUUGGCUCUCAAGAGCAAUGCUAGCAAUAUCGAUGCUUUGAAAUCGCACUAUACCUCCGCUAGUAGUGUCCAAGGAAACGGAUAUAUGGUAAACCCCUGUCUCGCGGACUUUUAUGCAAAACUUGAUGAGAUGUCGAGCGAGCUGGAUAUGCAUCAGUCUGCUCUGCAAGCCUUAGUUCGCCUGGUCACGGAUCGGAAACAGUUGCUCUUUGGCAUUCUGGAGUACGAGAACAUGGUGGCGACCCGUACAUUCGCAACAAAAGCGCAAACUUCGGCGGAGAACAUGGAGAAGCUCACAAAACAGACAAAGCGUGAAACAGUGUCUAUGAAGGUCAUUACGCUCGUUACAAUGUUUUUCCUUCCCGCUACAUUCAUAUCGACUCUCAUGAGCACAGAUAUUAUCCGAUGGCAACUGGACAAUGAUGGGACAUUUCAGAAAUCGGUUUCGUGGGGAGCAGUCAGAUUCUUCCUCGCUCUGAGUUUGCCUCUUACAUUCACAACUUUCAUUACAUGGGCAAUUGUUUACGCAGUGAUUCUUUACCAAGAGCGCAGGCAAGAGAAGCGGCUACAAGGCUACGGAAAGGCUGAUGUCUGGUAUCAUCCUCUACCACGAAUGAGUUGGCCCAUUGAUGUCAGUUGA